AUGGCGUCCAGCUGUACGAUUUUCAAUCAAAAUUCCACCGUUUUGGAAGAAAAACGUGAAGCUUUGGUUCACUCAACUCGAAUCACAAUUUGUUACCUGCGGAAUUACGAACGAAACAACAAAAUUUCACUACGUACUUGCUGCAAUGGAGAGCGACAUCCUAGACAAGUUAGCGAUUUCAUCACAAAUCCACCAACGGAAAACCAAUUUACACAACUCAAGGAUAAACUAAUUUCACGCUUCAGUGAUUCCGAGGAGCGUAAAAUCGAAAUUCUUCUCAACGAACUAGAACUUGGUGACAAAAAGCCAUCAACUCUACUUCGUGAAAUGAAGAACUUGGCCAGCGAUCAAAUUACCGGAGAUUUUUUGCGCGGCAUGUUUCUUCAGCGAUUACCAUCAAACGUACGUUCCAUUUUAGCCACCAGCACCGAAGAACUGGACAAACUUGCAUCAAUGGCUGACAAAAUUUUGGAUAUCUCUACGCCUAACAAUUGUUCUAUAACCAGCGUUAAUCAGAGUAAUCGGGUCAAGUUUACUCAGCUUCGCAAAAAAAGACGAAAGCUGACCGCCAAGAAUGAAGACAUUUGAAAGAAGAAGAAACAAAAAGAAGCAUUAACAACGAAUUCUACAAUAAGCACACAUU
Chrysoperla carnea is the source of this 643-nucleotide messenger RNA. RefSeq lists its product as uncharacterized. Lineage: Eukaryota; Metazoa; Arthropoda; Insecta; Neuroptera; Chrysopidae. Bases 1 to 588 code for a protein of 195 amino acids. The record is from RefSeq and is a predicted model, not a curated record. The transcript has 3 exons.